Molecule: messenger RNA, 1131 nt
Organism: Agrilus planipennis (emerald ash borer)
Lineage: Eukaryota; Metazoa; Arthropoda; Insecta; Coleoptera; Buprestidae
Product: mitochondrial GTPase 1
Exons: 2
Coding region: 124-1074 (316 amino acids)
Cellular component (GO): mitochondrion
Molecular function (GO): GTPase activity; GTP binding
Source: RefSeq, a predicted model, not a curated record
GUCAGACAAUAGGCACCCUGGACAAUAAUGGCUAAAGAUACCGAACUUGAGUAUCAGAGGUUAUGUUAUAGUUAUUUGUAUCCUAUUCUAUUCAAAACAGAUGCUAACUAAAGGAGUUUGGUAAUGGCCCAAAAAUGUACAGAAACAUUUAGAAGUACUUUUGGAGCAAUCGACAAACAAUUAUUACGAUGGUUUCCUGGUCAUAUGGACAGGGGGCUAAAGCAAAUGCAACAAAAACUUAAAAUGGUAGAUUGUAUUAUAGAAGUUCACGAUGCGAGAAUACCAUUUACAGGAAGAAAUACAAAUUUCAAAUACACUGUCAGCGGAAUAAAACCCCAUGUUUUAGUGCUGAACAAAGUGGAUAUGAUUGAAAAACGUUUUCUGCCAUUACUGCAAAAACGUUUACGUGAUGAGAACGAACAUGUAUUGUUUACUAAUUGUAAAGACCAAUCUGAUUCGAGCAUUAAAAAGUUAUUUUCCUUAGUGCAGAAGCUCAUAAAUUCAUCAGACAGGUACAACCGUGAAGGUGAUAAAGACUAUAAUGUAAUGAUAAUUGGAGUUCCAAAUGUAGGAAAGUCUUCUUUAAUAAAUAAGCUAAGGAACAUAUUCCUGAACAGAGCAAAUGCUGCAGCUGUUGGUGCUGCACCGGGUAUUACAAGAAGUGUUCAAACAAAAAUAAAAAUUUGUGAUGACCCUUUAUUCUUUCUGUUUGACACUCCAGGUAUAACUAUACCAAAAGUGGACAAUGCUGAAGUCUGGUUGAAAUUGGCAUUGUGUGCCAUAGUUCAGGACCAUCUCGUUGGAGAGCCCAUUAUUGCAGAUUAUUUGCUUUACUGGUUAAAUAAACAAAACAAAUUAAACUAUGUCGAAGCCUUUAAUCUAGAAGGAGCCACAGAUGAUAUUUUAAAUGUUCUUGUACAAAUUGCAAAACAACAGAACAAGGUUUUAAAAAUGCGGAAUACAAACAAUGAGUAUGUAAUUAAGCCUGAUUUAACUCAUGCUGCCAAAUAUGUGAUUAAGAGUUUUAGAAAUGGGACAUUGGGUAAUAUCAUGUUGGAUGAAGAUCUCCUUUAGUAAAAUUUGUAAAUAUAGUAUAGUAAAACAGUAAUUAAUAAAUAUUUGUAAAUGAAA